AUGGAGGAGACCAACACAACAGACCUCUCUCUGAACUACAUGACUUCUGGAUAUGCAGACUCUCAGGCAGUUAAUGAAUCUCCGUGCAUACUAGAAGAUUAUAGUACGUUCAUAAUUUCAGGUGUCUUUAUUGGUAUUUGCCUGUGUGGACUUGUGGGGAAUGGGAUAGUCAUGUGGUUCCUGGGCUUCCACAUGAAGAAGAGUCCCUUCACUGUCUACGUCCUGAACCUGGCCAUCGCUGACUUCUCCCUGCUCCUGUUCCUUCUUGUUGAAUGUAUAUUACGCAUUAUUUCAACAGUCUGUUGUAUUUUCUCAUUUCAAUAUCUUUUGACCAGACAUAUCUUGAUGUGUCUAUUUCUGUUUUGGUAUUUUGCCACCAUGUAUCUCCUGACAGCAAUGAGCAUGGAGAGGUGCCUGUCUGUUUUGUUCCCAAUCUGGUACCGGUGUCACCGCCCAAAGCACUUGUCAGGCAUUAUGUGUGGGGUGCUCUGGGCUCUCGCUGGAUUUCUUGUUUCUUUGGCUUUGAUUAUUUGCAAUUUGAAAAUGAACUGUCAACAACUAGUACAAGGUUUAAGCACUGUGAAUGUUCUCAUUUUCUCUUUAUUCCCAUUCCUUUGCAACCUUUCACUGUUCAUCAAACUCCAAUGUGGCUCACAAAGACGAUACCCAGGGAAACUCUAUGUUGCUGUCCUGCUCAGUGCGAUCUUCCUGUUCAUCUUUGGGUUUCCUCUCAGUGUGGUGUUUUUUCUUAAUCCUAUUAUGAGCCCAUUUGUAUUUCAAAUGUUUUACCUGCUGGCAUCGCUGAACAGCAGCAUCAACCCCAUCAUUUACUUCCUAGUGGGGAGCUGCCGGCAGCGCCGGUUCCAAGGCUCCGUGAAAGUCGCCUUCCGCCAAGUGUUUGAAGAGAAAGCGACGAGCGAGGAGGGGAGCCACCUAAUUCCAUUCAGCUGCAGCCAGACCCACACCAAAGCCAUCUCCUGUGUCUCGCCCUGGCUCACGGGACACCUCCAUCCCUAG
Molecule: messenger RNA, 1017 nt
Organism: Fulmarus glacialis (Northern fulmar)
Lineage: Eukaryota; Metazoa; Chordata; Aves; Procellariiformes; Procellariidae
Product: mas-related G-protein coupled receptor member H-like
Exons: 2
Coding region: 1-1017 (338 amino acids)
Biological process (GO): G protein-coupled receptor signaling pathway
Cellular component (GO): membrane
Molecular function (GO): G protein-coupled receptor activity
Source: RefSeq, a predicted model, not a curated record